CAGGUGGGGACGCUGGACAGGCGAAGACCCGAGAUGUCCUUUGCAAGGGUCCCAGAGCCCGUCAGUGGCUCAGUCAUUCUCACUCCCAGAUCAGUGCUCCUCCACACAUGCGAUGGCUUUUAAUAAAGAUUUCAGUCACCCCACUUCUACAGUCUCUGCCCUUCCAGGCUCCACGUGCUCCUGGGGGUCUUCAGGGCUCCUCUGCCCAGGGGCCAGAACCGAGGAGGCAAGGAGGGCUGCUGGGGCUAAGGGGCCUAAGGACCUCGUUGCCAGCGGUACACACCACCAGGAGCAGGGGCAUGGAGCACAGUGAGGGGGCUCCCGGAGACCCAGCUGGUACUGUGGUGCCCCAGGAGCUGCUGGAAGAGAUGCUUUGGUUUUUUCGUGUGGAAGAUGCAUCUCCCUGGAAUCACUCCAUCCUUGCCCUGGCGGCUGUGGUGGUCAUGAUAAGCAUGUUCCUCCUGGGAAGGAGCAUCCAGGCAAGCAGAAAACAAAAGAUGCAACCACCAGAAAAAGAAAAUCCAGAAGUCCCGCAUUUGGAUGAGGCCAGAACCAAGGAUCACAACAGCCUAAACAACCUAAGAGAGACUUUGCUCUCAGAAAAGCCAAACUCAGCCCAGGUGGAACUCGAGUUAAAAGAGAGAGAUGUGCUGUCAGUUUUCCUUCCAGACAUACCAGAAACUGAGAGCUAGUGAGGGUUCAGAGAAGUCCCACCCUAAGCCAGGCACA
This is a messenger RNA of Mandrillus leucophaeus (drill), 729 nucleotides long. It is a transcript of the gene SLC51B, whose product is annotated as solute carrier family 51, beta subunit. Lineage: Eukaryota; Metazoa; Chordata; Mammalia; Primates; Cercopithecidae. The record is from RefSeq and is a predicted model, not a curated record. Gene Ontology annotation, biological process: bile acid and bile salt transport. The transcript has 4 exons. Gene Ontology annotation, molecular function: transmembrane transporter activity; protein heterodimerization activity. The coding region runs from base 108 to 692 and encodes 194 amino acids. Gene Ontology annotation, cellular component: plasma membrane.